Messenger RNA from Protomyces lactucae-debilis, 1080 nucleotides. RefSeq names its product SURF1 family-domain-containing protein. Lineage: Eukaryota; Fungi; Ascomycota; Taphrinomycetes; Taphrinales; Protomycetaceae. Gene Ontology annotation, cellular component: mitochondrion; membrane. Gene Ontology annotation, biological process: mitochondrial respiratory chain complex IV assembly. The transcript has a single exon. Bases 91 to 948 code for a protein of 285 amino acids. The record is from RefSeq and is a predicted model, not a curated record.
CCACGACCAAGACGAAACAGUCGAGAGGCUCUUCUCCUGUGUCUACCACAUAGUGUGCUCAAAAGAAGCUCCCUGUGUGCUCUGUAAAUCAUGUUCAAGUCAAGAUGCUGCAUGAAUCUCGUCUCUGCUGGCAAAUCAGGUGUUUCUACAGCUUACUCUGCUCGCUCAUUCUCUAGCGCUACGAGACAUGCUCCUCGUCCCUCCUCUCGUAUCCGCUACCUCAUCAUCGUCAUGCCCAUCACGGCUUUUGCCCUUGGAACGUGGCAAGUACAGCGGCGACAGUGGAAGCUGGACCUAAUUGACGAGGUGGAGGAGAAAUUGAGGCGACCAGCACUCGCGUCCCUGAAUGAGAUUGAUCCACUCUUGCAGCAGCCCGCAGAAGCGGGUGAUGCUGUGCCUGUGCAACUGCGUGGUACAUUUCAGCAUGAUAGAGAGAUGCUUGUUGGUCCGCGGCAGCGAGACGGCCAGACUGGUUAUCAUGUCGUAACGCCCUUUAGGGAGCUUGAGACUCAACGAGGCUUGCUUGUCAAUCGCGGCUGGAUCAGCAAGACGCUCGCACGGCAACAAGACCGACCAGCUGGACUGCCACAAAGUACCACAAGCAUCUUUGGACUACUACGGCGAACAACCAACAAGAACUUAUUCACACCUGCGAAUAAUGAUGUGAAAGGUCAAUACUACUAUGUCGAUAUUGAACAAAUGUCGGCGCAUACAGGAUGCGAGCCUAUCCUUGUGGAAGAGACUAUUGACGCAUCGUAUGCAACUGACGAUCUGGAGGAGCAGGGUAUCCCUGUUGGCAAGCCACAUGAAGUCUUGCUCCGCAACAACCACAUGCAGUACAUCGUCACUUGGUAUGCGUUGGCAUUGGCGACGAGCGCCAUGAGCGUCUCCCUUUUCCGCAAAGCACCGACAACGGCGUUCACCCGCGCGAGACGGUCUGCUUCAUAGCAUGCAAUAGUCAAAGUACUGCUCAGCGAAUCACUUGGGACCAUUCGUGCUCUUGCAGUUCACCCUUCAGCACCUCUUCCAGAGCCAUUUCCUUCUCAAUCCGUUCGUUGUUGAGCUGCAACGAAGCCGCUU